UCCAUUGACUCUUCAAUUUUCUGAAAAUGGUGCAUGAAAAGUGAAAUCAGAAUUUUUCAUGUGUAAUUUCCACCUGGCGGGCUUAUGUGGAACUAGAAAUGUGUGUCCUUUUGACCGCCUUUGGGUGCUCUAUCCGUGGAAUUAUGUAAAUCCCUGUAGAUGUAACAAAUGUGUAUGUUUUCAAGGCACAUGCAAUUGGAAAGUUGUAUUCUGGGUGUGCUAUGUAUACUAGGAUUGGGGACUUUGUUCCAUAGCGGGAUCUUCAGCCCCUAACCCUAGUGCUACUGACUAGAUAGACCACUCUUCUCUAGCUGCAUGUAUGUCCCCGAAGUUGACGUCGCACCACUCUCGGAUGGCCAUUUGGAACCAAACCUAAAUAUUAACCCUACGAUGAGCGGGUGGUUUCCGAAGGCGUUUUUCUUCCCCACACUAGCUUACAAUGUCCUCAUGGAGAAGCUCACGUCGCGAGCAUGGUACUCUAGGAUUGAUGAGACUGUGCUACUCGGAGCCUUACCAUUCAGAAGCAUGACAGACGAGCUGGUGGAGAACGAGAAUGUGAAAGGAGUCAUUACAAUGAAUGAAGAUUAUGAAACGAGAUAUUUUGUUAAUACUGCUGAGGAAUGGGAAAAAUUUGGUGUUCGCCAGCUGAGGUUGGAUACAAUGGAUAUGAUAGCAGCACCAUCGCAAGAAAACCUCACGCUGGGGGUGAGGUUCAUCAAUGAAAUCAAAAAGACGACAGGGGGUUCGGUUUAUGUCCACUGUAAAGCUGGCAGGACGAGAAGUGCUACAGUUGUCGCUUGUUAUAUUAUGGAGACGAGACGUUUAGAUCCGGAAGCUGCCUUCGAAUUUGUCCGUGAUAAACGCCCUCAUAUUUGGAUACGAGAAACCCAAUGGGAAGCCAUAAGGACUUAUUACGCAAAUUUAUGCAAAAAUCAUCCGACUGGCUCGGCUGUAUGACAGAUAUUGUUGUUUAGGACUUGUGACUGUGUGCUUGUUUCAGAUUGUGUCUCUACACAAACACUGGUUCCGACUCUGCCCACCCAGGCAGCCAUUACUGAAAUCUUGGAGUAAUCACAGGCAUUUGAAGAUGCAAUAAUCAAUAUUGCUGUUAAGGACUUGUGUGCUUGUUUCAGAUUGUGUCUCUACACAAACACUGGUUCCGACUCUGCCCACCCAGGCAGCCAUUACUGAAAUCUUGGAGUAAUCACAGGCAUUUGAAGAUGCAAUCUAUAUCAUAAUACUAUAAGGCGGCUCGAUAAAGUGCCAUUUGGGGGUCGUGUUUCGUCUCGAAAUUUUGCACGUUUGCAGGUGAUAUGUUAUCCCGAUGCAACGUUAUGUUUAUUUUCGGAAAUUUACUUCAGCGGAGCAGUAAUGAGGGAUUUUUAAUCGGACACUGUCAAUUCUCCUUACCACUCACAGAUGUUUAGUUAUGCAGGGGCUUAAUCAAUCACCUGCACUCCCUGUGGGGUUACUAACACUACCUGUUGAACGGCUUGCUGUAAGGGGAUGAUUGGAACAGCCUGUACCUGUUGACCUGCUGAACCCAGGUUAAUGUUAUUUUCAAUCCACGAUUGCAGGUCACCUGAUCUUCAAGAUUUCACGGGGAAAGAAAUUGUAAACAAACGCAUGUGUGCAGUUCAAAUGUGAACAAAAACGUAUUUUUGGUACUUUUGGUUGCUGGACUUGAGUUUUCCCGCAGUAAGGAGCUGGGGUUAAAUUGAUGGUCUAUUGUAUAUUGGUACUGUAUUAGCCAGUGCUAGCCCUUGAUUAUGAAGGGAUUUUGAAGAGGCACUCUGAACUUGGCAUGGCCUUUUCAAGGAGCUGCUCAUGGUGCUGAACUUUUAGCUUGCCUGUCGACUAAGUGCCUUGCCCGAGAUCAUGCUACAUGUAGGAGGAGCACGCAUUUUAAAGUUAUAGUACAUGUAGUGAUAGUGCAAUUGGUCCCAGCCAUUUGGAAGCCGACAUGUGAAGGCCUGUCUGGGUUCUCCUUCUCCGUAUAAAAAGGGGCACAUUGCUGACUAAGGAACGAGGCAUAUUGACAUUGCCUCAUCAUCUCUAUCAUACCAAUUGAUAUACUUUUUAUGCACGCAUACAGCACGCUACAGCUAGGUCCGAGUCUGUGGAAAAAUGGUUGGUUUAAUUUGUCUCUUCGCUAUUGCUCCUUUUAUAUUGCAUUAGAUUUUCAUUGUAAUUCAAUCUAUUCAAGGUAUAGCCCAUUUGAACCUUCCUGCGCCACGGGUACAAUGCUAGUAAUCAAUAUUGCUGUUAAGGACUUGUGUGCUUGUUUCAGAUUGUGUCUCCACACAAACACUGGUUCCGACUCUGCCCACCCAGGCAGCCAUUACUGAAAUCUUGGAGUAAUCACAGGCAUUUGAAGAUGCAAUAAUCAAUAUUGCUGUAAAGGACUUGUGUGCUUGUUACAGAUUGUGCCUCUCCACAAACACUGGUUCUGACUCUGCCAACACAGGCAGCCAUUACUGAAAUCCUGCUCCAAGAAUCUUGAAGUAAUCACAGGUGUUUGAAGCAAAGUGCUUUUUUUGUGUACUUUUUUCGUUCUUAAAGUGACGCGUUAUAAUUGAUGACGUGAACUCAAUGUAAUCUCACUCCGAUAGAUGAACACUCAUGCUAAGCCCGGCCUAUCAGGUGGUCUGGAUGUAUAGUCGUAAGCAAAAAUACAAGUCACUGGUUGCAAGUGAAAAGUUCUCGUUCUUUUUCCGCAACUCGAUUACUUCUGCCUUCUUCCAGGCUACGUGGGGUUACCACGAUUUGAUUACAGGGACGUAGUCAAAGCCGAAACAUUUCUAAAGCUUUCUCCAAUCUAACUGUUUAUUCACGCAAAGGCAUCAGUAUUAAAUACAAAUUUUCUAACUGCAUGCAAUUACAAUAUUAUAAAUCUAUUCGCAUGCUAUGAAUUAGCAAUUUGCCAUGAUCGGACAAUUUGGACAGCAAAUAUCUUCCCUAACCCCAUUAAAAUUAUAGUAAACUACGGAACAAACAAAACGUAUAAAUCGACUGCUUCUCAAUAGACAGUCUUUAGGCACAAAAUCGCGCAUCCCGACAAAAGUAUUUCCGCUGAAUGAUACUAAAUCAUUCGAUACACCACGUUAACAAUAUAAUAACUAAUUCAGUUAUUAUCGGGUUAUUAUCCAAUUACAAAGAUUGCUGUCCAAUAGUCCGAUAUCGCAGCAUGCAGAAAUAAGAUUAAACUCGACGAAAUUAAAGGGCCGAUAUUUUCUAUAUCCCGGGGGUAUACUUUACAUACGCCCCUUCUUAAAGUUAAAAGCUUCUUCUAACUAAACAAUCUGUUACCUCAAAUCCCAGAACUCAAAAUCUCACUGUAUAUAUCGAAGAAAAACCCGCAGACGUGUUGCGAGAUGAAUUCUCCCGCACAAGAAUCCAUCUCUCAUUAAGUUGUUCCGGUGUAGAAGUUUAAAAUGUCCUAGGAUAAAAUGUCCGGAAACAAAGGAUUCUAUUAUGCGCUGAGCUAUUGACAGCCAUGGCCUCUAUAGAACUAUAUGCCAUAAUCUGUUAGAAUACAAUAGGCCCGGACACUUUUUCCAGGGGGGACACUUUCUACUUUUACACCGGCCAAUCAAGACAAGAAAAACCCAACUCUACACAAUCUAAUUUCGUAUGCCCGAACGGCACAUUAUGCAUACCCGUUA
Lineus longissimus is the source of this 3665-nucleotide messenger RNA. RefSeq names its product phosphatidylglycerophosphatase and protein-tyrosine phosphatase 1-like. The record is from RefSeq and is a predicted model, not a curated record. The transcript is spliced from 5 exons. Bases 316 to 957 code for a protein of 213 amino acids. Gene Ontology annotation, biological process: protein dephosphorylation. Lineage: Eukaryota; Metazoa; Nemertea; Pilidiophora; Heteronemertea; Lineidae. Gene Ontology annotation, molecular function: phosphatidylinositol-4,5-bisphosphate 5-phosphatase activity; phosphatidylglycerophosphatase activity; protein tyrosine/serine/threonine phosphatase activity.